CUAUUCAAUAACAGGUUCUCCGGUACAGUUCCGGCGUCGUACGGUAAUUGCAAAUCUCUGAAGCGCGUUCGUAUCCACAACAAUCAAUUAUCCGGAAGACUCCCUUCCGGUUUCUGGAACCUACCUAUGAACAAACUCCUUGAAUUGAAGAACAACAAACUUGAAGGUCCAAUUCCUCCCUCAAUCUCCAGUGCUCGAAACAUUUCUCAAAUCAGGGUCGCCGGAAACAGAUUUUCCGGAAACCUCCCGCUAGAAAUAUGCAAAUUGCAGAAGCUGAUCGAUCUCGAUUUGAGCAGGAACCGGUUUUCCGGUGCCUUACCUUCAUGUAUGACGAAUUUGAAGAAUCUACAGAAGCUUGAACUGCAAGAGAACAUGAUCGAAGGUGAAAUACCAUCCCACGUGGAAUCAUGGAAUGAAUUGGCCGAGCUAAACUUAUCCUUCAAUCGAUUUUCAGGCGAAAUUCCGAGUUCACUCGGGAGAUUACAAGUGUUGAACAGUUUAGACCUCGCCAGGAAUAUGCUCACAGGGGAAAUUCCGACAUCGUUAAUAAAUCUCAAGCUCAACUACUUCAAUUUAUCGUAUAACAGGCUUCACGGGAGAGUUCCAACCGGAUUCAGAAACAAAUUAUUCUACUCAAGCUUAAUGGGAAACCCAGGUCUGUGUUCUUCGGAUUUUGAAGGCCUUCCUUCAUGCCCGAAGUUCAGCCGGGCAACCCUUUACCUUCUGGGCAUUAUAACAUCCUGCGCAUUUCUCCUACUGGUAUCACUUCUCUGCAUCUGCAUCAGGACAAGGCAGUCCACCGCGAAAAGAAGAAGACCCAUAUUUUCAUGGAGCAAUACGGCAUUCCCACAGGCCAGGUUUCAGGAAACCGAACUGUUGGAUUCUCUAUCCGAUGAGAAAAUUAUCGCAACAGGCGGGUCGGGCCGGGUAUUCAGGGUCCAUCUGAAACAAGGGCAGCUUGUUGCGGUUAAAAAGCUCUGGGAGGAUAGCCGGAGAAGUGAUUCAGGAGACGUAUUCAAGGCAGAGGUGGAGGCUUUAGGCAGAGUCCGUCACCGGAAUAUAGUGAAGCUUCUGCAUUGUUGUGUAGGUGAAGAUUACAGAAUAUUGGUGUAUGAAUAUAUUGAGAAUGGAAGCUUGGGAGAUGUACUGUAUGGAGAGAAUGGUGGGUUACUGUUAGAUUGGGGAAGAAGGUUCGAUAUUGCAGUGGGGGCCGCUCAAGGACUAGCAUAUUUACACCAUGAUUGCAUACCUCCUAUCAUUCAUAGGGAUGUUAAAUCAAACAACAUUUUGCUAGAUUCAGAGUUUUUGCCUAAAGUGGCAGAUUUUGGUCUGGCAAAGAUUUUUACCCCAGAUAUUCCGGAUAGUGAACAACUUAUGUCCAAUAUUGCUGGUUCAUGUGGCUACAUCGCGCCAGAAUAUGCGUACACAUUGAAGAUUACAGAAAAGAGUGAUGUUUAUAGUUUUGGGGUGGUAUUAUUGGAACUACUAUGUGGUAGAAGGCCGAAUGAUGAGUAUUUUGGUGAAAAUAAGGAUAUUGUACAAUGGGUUAAAGGCAUUUUAUUCUCAUCGGAGCAACAAUGGGGUGAUCUGGAUGAUAUUUUAGACCCAAGGAUGAAUCAAUCUACGGGUGACUAUGAAGAGAUAAAGAAGGUUUUUGAUGUGGCACUUCUUUGUACAUCGGUGUCGCCGCAUGACAGACCCUCCAUGAGAAGAGUUGUGGAACUGCUUAAGAGUAAAACCAAGAGUCAUUCAAUCUCAAAUGAAAUUGCCAUUGAAUAAGUUUGAUGUAAUGUGGCACAAUUUUGUAUGACGGUGUUUCAGUGAUAUGUUUUGGAAGUUCGAACCCGUUAAUCAAAAUUUUCUAUAUAUUCCUCACUA
Molecule: messenger RNA, 1878 nt
Organism: Cuscuta epithymum
Lineage: Eukaryota; Viridiplantae; Streptophyta; Magnoliopsida; Solanales; Convolvulaceae
Source: the annotation of a GenBank genome assembly